This is a messenger RNA of Xylaria bambusicola, 584 nucleotides long. RefSeq lists its product as uncharacterized. The record is from RefSeq and is a predicted model, not a curated record. Lineage: Eukaryota; Fungi; Ascomycota; Sordariomycetes; Xylariales; Xylariaceae. Bases 1 to 468 code for a protein of 155 amino acids. The transcript is spliced from 3 exons.
AUGGCAAGUCUACAAGCCGAACAUCUCAUUGCAUGUGCCACCGCCGACACCGUAGACCUGGGUCCUCCACACCCACCCAAAGAGGAAUCUCUCAAAGCCUUCACAGAAGUAGAACCAGACCUGAAGAAAGAGCUUCUGCACCUAAAACAUACCUAUCUAAGACACGAACCUGAGUAUUUCGCCGCUGUGCAGCAUCUGGCCGACUCAGACCUCACGUCCUUCAACAGCGCGGACCUGGAACUCGUGCGCGUCGCCCAGUCCGCAUACGGGAUUCACUUGUUCGGCAAGAUCCGGAUCCCCGCGAUGCCGGACAGCGGGCCGGCGUAUCUGCACGUGCGAAUUUUUGUGUCGGACGAACCUGCUAAGCUGCACUGUAUCCACACUGAGGAACAGGAGGAACCGGAUGGGACCAAACGGUACCGCGCCAUCUUCACCAAGGCGGAUGACCUUGAAUGGUUUGAUACGUAAGGGAAAUGAGACAGCAGGAGAGAGGAAAGGGAGGAGGCCGUAGUAUGGAGCACCUUUCGAAUCGAUUGUUUCACACAAGAAUGGAACCUGUAGGUCCUUUAGAUCUACAAUUAUGC